CUUGCGCCAUAGGGGCACACAACACCGGUGUUGCUUCAUUCCUGAUGAAUGCAGUCACUUUCAAAAAGGAAAAGGAAAAAAAGAAAAAGAAAAAAAAAACUCUUUUAAGUAGAUUUUUGCCUUCUCACACCUCCACGCUAUGGGAUGAGGGGGAAUGGCUUUAAAGUAAAAGAGGGGAGAUUUAGGGUAGAUGUUAGGGGGAAAAUGCUCUACUCAGAGUGCAGUGAGGCACUGUCACAGCUGCCCAGAGAGCCGUGGGUGCCUCAUGCCUGGAGGUUCAAGGCCAGGUUAGAUGGGGCCCUUGGCAGCCAUAGCAAGGGGGUGGCAGCCCUGCCCAGGCACAGGGUGGGCUAUGAGGUCCCCUAAACAUAACCUAAGCCAUUCUGUGAUUCUCCUGCAAGCCACAGCAACAGCUCCAGCCUGGCUUUCCCUAGGCACAGUGGUCAGGGCCAGCUGGCUCACCAUGCUGCAGGACCACCAUCUCUGUCCCCCAGUGGUCAGAGCUGCAGGCAGGCAGGCCUGGGAGGGGGCCAGAAUGAAGGGGACAGCCAUGUCCCUAGUGAACCAGAGAAGCGUGAGGGGGCCGGCACAGGGCGGUGCGGCUGCUCCACCUGUCGGGGCGGGCUCGGGCAGGCCAGGUGAGGCGGUGCCGGCCCUGCCCUUCUCUCCUUCCACAGCCUCCCGGCACUGCGGAUGCCGGCAGCAUGGCGGACUCCCAGGUGUUCCUGCUGGACGACUCGCACAUCAAUGAGAAGGUGACAGAUGCCCAGGCCUGCUUCUACUAUAGCGAGGAGCAGCGUCGGGCCCUGGAGACACUGGUUACCCGAGGUGAGGCUGCCUACAGGGAGACCCUGCGAAAGGAGCGUCUCCAGGACUUCCUCUCCAGCCAGGAGCUGCAAGCCCUGCGGGGCAGCUGGCGGGCCUAUGAUGACCCCUGUGAGAGCAGCAAGGUGGUGCGAGGCCCCAGUGGCAAGGCUGUCUCAUUGGCUUACUGGCCUGAGCUCUCGGACACGGAGGUACCACCACUGGACCUGGGCUGGACUGACAAGACCUUCUAUCGGGGCAUCAGCCGAGUGGCCCUCUUCACGCACCCUCGCAAGGAGGAGAACGUGCCCCACCUGAAGGAGGUGGUGCGGGAGAUGAUCCAACAGGCGCAGAAGAUCAUUGCAGUGGUCAUGGAUGUAUUUACAGACCGGGACAUCUUCCGAGAUAUUGUUAAUGCAGCAUAUAAGCGCUGGAUCCCAGUCUACAUAAUCCUAGAUGAGGAUGGUGUGAAACUCUUUCUGGAAAUGUGCAGAUGCCUUGACCUCAGUGACUUGCAGAUUCGGAACAUCCGCAUCCGUUCUGUGACAGGAGUUGGGUUCUACAUGCCAACAGGGAAGAUCAGAGGUACAUUGGCAUCUCGAUUCCUGAUGGUAGAUGGUGAAAAGGUGGCCACUGGAUCAUACAGCUUCACAUGGAGUUCAUCCCAUAUUGACAGAAACAUCCUACUAGUCUUGACAGGACAGCACGUGGAGAUGUUUGACAUUGAGUUUCGUGAGCUCUACGCCAUCUCAGAGGAAGUUAAUUUCUGCAAGGAAUUGGGUAUUGCUAAUCCAAACCUUCAUGGAAUUGGGAAACAAGGCUUUCAUUCCUCCACUGUGGCUCGGAAGAUCAUUAAUCCCAAGUAUGGCUUAGUGGCAGGGGCGACCCGUGGUGAUGGGCUCUGGGCUUCACGACACAGGCAGGAUAAUCAGGAUAAUAUGGAAAGGGAAGAAACAAGUGAGUCUAAGAGACGAUUAAAUCAGUUUCUGAAUGACUUGAUCACAUUAGAACAAGAACUCCCAGAGAUUGAACCACCUCUGGAGAACUUCAACAAGCUGAAUCGGAGCCCUCAGAAACUAUUCUCCCGAUUACACAUGGACCUGAAAAAUAAAUCCAAGUCCAGAGAGUCCAUUCGUGAGGUGAAGAAAGAAGAUGCACAGGCCAACUCAAAGCAAGGAAAGCGGUUUGCCAGUGGGAUUUUUAGUCGCAAGGCCAAACGGUCUCCAGGAUCAAGCAUUGAAGCAAAUUCUUUUGCCAGUGAAGGACACUCAGGGGAAGACCUUGGGAAUAUGAAACUGGAAUACGAGAGGCUCAGCAUGGGCCAUGCCAGUGUUCGGAGCGCUGAAGGCAUCUCAGGUAACCUGGGUCCAAACUCCACCACGAGUGAUAAAAGCAAACAAUCUACCUGUGUUUUAUCUUGAUUGUCUGGGAAACUGAAAACUGAACAAGCUGGUUUAGUAACAUGUUAAUCGAUUUGUCCUUACACGGUGGUCUGUCAAGCCACCGUGUGGUCCUGGAUGCAGCUGGCACCCCCAGUUAAAUCAUAUUUACUGGGUGAAACAUAGACUUUGGAUGGCUGGUCCCUUCAACGAGGGUUAAUGAUGAAUGUAUUAUUCCAUAUGUGUGUGUGCAUAUAGAUUUUGUACAUAAAAACAACUGUGAUGACUGGGUCUCAGAGCUUGCUCUGUGUCCGGGUAAAUGCA
Messenger RNA from Coturnix japonica (Japanese quail), 2507 nucleotides. It is a transcript of the gene SACK1F, whose product is annotated as scaffolding CK1 anchoring protein F. Lineage: Eukaryota; Metazoa; Chordata; Aves; Galliformes; Phasianidae. Gene Ontology annotation, biological process: signal transduction. The record is from RefSeq and is a predicted model, not a curated record. Gene Ontology annotation, molecular function: protein kinase binding.